Pomacea canaliculata is the source of this 2959-nucleotide messenger RNA. Its product is annotated as FMRF-amide neuropeptides-like. Gene Ontology annotation, biological process: neuropeptide signaling pathway. NCBI's taxonomy places the organism in Eukaryota, Metazoa, Mollusca, Gastropoda, Architaenioglossa, Ampullariidae. The record is from RefSeq and is a predicted model, not a curated record. The coding region runs from base 195 to 1883 and encodes 562 amino acids. The transcript is spliced from 7 exons.
GUCACGUGACCGCCACCUCCCUAUAAAAAUACGGAGGGGCGUAGAGAGCAUUUGACAGACAGGAAGCCAGCGCAUAAAAAAACUCGAACCUAAACAAGGUUCGACCAUUUUCGCUUCUGUCCUGAAGUGGAAACAGAGGCCUCUCAUCAGAACAGCCCUCCACGCAGACAAGCGCUUUACAAACGAAUUUAUCCAUGCGAGCAGCCAUGAUGAUGCGACCUCUGACCUCCCUCUGGCUUUUGGCGGUGGUGCUGAUGGAAUGGACGUGCUUUCAGGCCUCUGCUGACGACAGCAUCCUCUGUGACACAGCUCCCAACGAGGACCUGUGUUCUCAAAGACUAGCUCAGAAACGCUUUCUGAGAUUCGGGCGGGCGCUGACAGACGAUGCUUUCCUUCGGUUCGGACGCCAGUUCUACAGAAUAGGACGCAGUUACCCGUAUGAAGACAAACGCUUCCUUCGCUUCGGACGAUCUGGAGAAGAAGACAUGUCGGACUUGAUCCGAGCUGCCAUAGCUCGAGCCCAGGCUGAGGAGUCUUACCCUCUGUACCGCCGACGACGGUCAGCGGAAGUCCAAGCAGAUGGCGCUUCGGCAGAAGGACAAGAUGAAAGUCAGGCGGUUGCCAAGAGAGACGGCGAAGAAGCUUCUGGAAAGGUCGACAAUGACAAGCGCUUCAUGCGAUUCGGUCGAGUCAAGUCUGACAAGAGGUUCAUGAGGUUCGGACGAGGAGCCGAGAAACGCUUCAUGCGGUUCGGUCGCGACCAGCAAUGGGACGACGAUGUUGACAAGCGCUUCAUGCGGUUCGGUCGCGAGCCUGACGAAGAACUCAGCGACGACGACGAAUUUCAGGACGACAAAAGGUUCAUGAGGUUCGGACGCGACCCUGAGAAAAGAUUCAUGAGGUUCGGCCGCGAGCCUUCAGAAGAGGGCGACUACGCCGCGGACGAAGAGGACGAGAAGGACAAACGGUUCAUGCGGUUCGGUCGCGACGAGGAGAAGGACAAGAGGUUUAUGCGCUUCGGGAAGAGGUUCAUGCGCUUUGGUCGAGACGACAAACGGUUCAUGCGAUUUGGCCGCGAUGGAAUGGACGGCGAGGAGGGCACGUCCGAGGACAAGAGAUUCAUGCGGUUCGGCAAACGGUUCAUGCGAUUCGGCAAGCAAGACAAAGAGGAGCCUGCAAAGAGCACAAAGCCGGCCCCCUCCUCGUUGUGGUUAAAGCUGUCACAGUCAGAGACCAGGGAUUUUGCAAUGGUUGGGGACAUUGGAACGGUAGAGAAUCGAAGAGAAAAAGAGUUUCAUGAAUUGAAGAAGAAGAAGCAUGGACGUAACAAUGGCCGCGACUUGAGGUGGAACAACUUGAGCAAGCGUUACUUGCGGUUCGGCCGAAGCAAUGGCCUGCCUGUGCAGCGGUUUGGUCGAGGCUACGGUGACCCCAUCCUGCGAUUCGGCCGAGGCUACGGCGACCCCAUCCUGCGCUUCGGUCGCUCGUCAUACCCUUCUGAUGUCACCAAGCGAUCGGAGACGGAUGCAGAGAAGGGCGAAUACUACGAAAACAACGGUUACCUCCGCUUCGGUCGGUCCUUGCCUGAGGCCGCCAUGAUGGUGGGUCUGCUGGAAAGGAAGCGACGAGCGGUGAAUGGUGCUCCCUCCCUGACCAAAAGGGCUGCACCAGGAUCUGAAAGCGCUUUCGUCCGAUGGGGUCGAGUCCCAGGCAAGCACUCUCUAGCCGACGAGGCCGACGCCGAGCAGGGCGUCGACGACAUUGACCGCCUGGAAGAAGAGAAGCGUUACCUGAGGUUCGGCCGCGGCGACGCCCACAAACGUUACCUGCGCUUCGGACGAGCUCAGCAGGAGGGAUUCCUUCGUUUCGGAAAAAGUGCCUAAGCAGCCCAACAUCACAAAACGUGAAUGCAGUUACAGAAAGAAAAACAACCUCCUUAACCCUCCUUUCCCACUCCCACUGACCAAAAAAUAAAUAACAAACAGGAAACAUGAGCAAGACAACCGACUUCUGUCCUCGCAGACUGAACAUUUCUGGAGCAAAGAACCGAGCAUUUCCGAGAGUUUGUUCUGUGGUCAAUUAAAGACAGGCAAACAUGGGCGAACCCGCAUUUUUCUCUGAAGGCAUGUCCCUUGUGCUUUUCGCUGCUGUUGGCUUUUUUCAAGCAGACUUUGCCACUACAGGUUCAAUGUUUUGCUCAUUUUUGCUCGAGCGACAACUAUUUUACAGUUGACACAUUAUUUAUUAGUUGGAUGUUUUUCUUGAUGUGAGUGGUAAAGAGCAUCACAAGUAUUUAUGGUCAAACUGCUGAUAUACUUCACUAAAAUGUCAUGCUUGUGUUCUAUACACAAUUAUUUUACCCAGUCUAAAAUGCCUUUGUGGAAUACUGCUGACUAUUCUUACCAAAGGAAGAAUUUAAAACAUAUUUUAUAUUUGUGGAUGCCUUUUGUGGGUAUACUGCUGAUGUUUACUCCUCAAGUGAAAUAAAAAUUGUCUAAAGAUUGCUAAAAUUUACGGGGUUAGGAUUUUAACUUGUGCAGAAAUAUUUUGUGCGUUGUUCUUGUUGACAAGUGCAUGACUAAGAAAUACUGAGCUUUAUUGCCUCAAAGUGACUUUGAUAAACAUGUCUUAAACCAAGCUGCUGUAAUUUGUAACUUUAUGAAGAAACUUCAACCAGGAUGAUUUACUGUCCCUACUUUGGUGCUUAAUAUUUUAAAAGUAAACAUCAAUAGGAUGUAUUUUUUCUCCAUCUGAUGACAUACAGUAUAAAACCUGCGUACAAUACAUGCGUGUACUCUUGAACUAUAUAUAUAUUAUUUUUGCCGACAUUCUGUUACCUUGGCCUUAAGUUAAGCCUUCACUGAACAGCUGUUUAUUUCUUCCAUGUGACGACUGUUAUGUACAGUAUUGUGACUUUUUACUGUUGUGGUAAAAAAGCUAAUAAAGCCUCGGAAAUACA